Messenger RNA from Ipomoea nil (Japanese morning glory), 766 nucleotides. Its product is annotated as mannose/glucose-specific lectin-like. The record is from RefSeq and is a predicted model, not a curated record. The transcript is spliced from 2 exons. The coding region runs from base 71 to 541 and encodes 156 amino acids. NCBI's taxonomy places the organism in Eukaryota, Viridiplantae, Streptophyta, Magnoliopsida, Solanales, Convolvulaceae. Gene Ontology annotation, molecular function: carbohydrate binding.
CUCUCCACACCAAACUUUCUCAUUUUCAUUCUCCCUUUUAAUUUGCUUUUCAAUUUUCAUUCAAUAAACAAUGGCAAUUUCUACCGAUGUCGCAUAUGGUCCAUUGGGACACAACGGUGGUGACUUUUGGAGUUUCCGACCUAUGAACAAGAUCGAUCAAAUUAUUAUUUUAUCUGGUGGGUCCGGAAAUAAUAAUCCCAUUGGUAUAACUUUUUCUUCAACUAAUAAGGAUGGUUCAAAGGAUUCCCUCACAAUUGGUGGAGGUGGGAAUGAAACGACCGUCAUCCGUAACGACACGAUUAAUAUUGAUGGCGCGGAUGAAUACCUGACCGAGAUAAGCGGAGCGUUUGGACGUUUCAUAGAUACGAGGUUCGAUGUGUUACGAUCUGUAAAGUUUACUACCAACGUAAGAGCGUUUGGGCCAUACGGCCCCAAUGUUGGAACGCCGUUCAACUUCCAGGCUCAGGAUGGCGCCAAGAUUGUUGGAUUCUUUGGGCGAGCUGGAUUCUAUGUUGAUGCUAUUGGUACUUAUAAUGCUUAAGUGAUUAUAUCGUUACUCAGCUCUGAAGCUUAAUGCUCCAUUGGAACACCUUUAUGUUUCGGUUGUAAUAUGUUACGUUGAAUAAGUUCCAAAUGACUUGAUAACGUUGUACUGAGCGGUCCAUGUUUUAUGUUUCUCAAAUAUUCUCUCAUGUGUGUGAGCAUAUUAAUAAAUAAUGUUGCGCCUAUUAUUAGGUGUAUAAUAAUAUCCUUUCCUUUUAUUCUA